AUGGGAAAACUUCUGUCCAAACUGCAAGAUGUCUUCGGUCAGAUCGAGAUGGUGCCAUCUAAAUUGCUGAUGGUUGGCCUAGAGUCUGCAGGUAAAAGUACAAUUCUGUACAAAAUCAAGCUCGAUGAGGAUGACGUCCAGACGUUACCUACAGUGGGUUUUAACGUGGAGACAGUAACGGUGUGUAAAAACGUCACGUUCACCGUCUGGGACGUCGGCGGCCAGGAGAAACUGAGAAGGUUAUGGGAUAUGUUCUUUAAAGGAUCACAUGGUAUACUGUUUGUGGUGGACAGCUCUGAUCGGGAACGAAUGGCUUCUGCUAGAAAGGAGCUGACGGGCAUGUGUGGUGAGGAAGAAUUAAGAGGGAUACCUUUGAUCGUGAUAGCCAACAAACAGGAUAUUACAGACGCCAUGUCAACAUCCGAAGUUGCUGAUUUCCUAAAUCUGGGCACCAUCAAGGAUAGAUAUUGGAGCGUCCGAGGAACUUGCGCAGCUCGAGGUGAUGGACUUCUGGAAGCCAUGGCAACAAUGGCGGCAUGCGUCAAGAAUCACCAGAAGAACAACAGCAAAUGGAAAAAAUCGAAAUACAUUUAA
Liolophura sinensis is the source of this 594-nucleotide messenger RNA. RefSeq lists its product as uncharacterized. The transcript has 4 exons. Bases 1 to 594 code for a protein of 197 amino acids. The record is from RefSeq and is a predicted model, not a curated record. Gene Ontology annotation, molecular function: GTPase activity; GTP binding. Lineage: Eukaryota; Metazoa; Mollusca; Polyplacophora; Chitonida; Chitonidae.